Messenger RNA from Frankliniella occidentalis (western flower thrips), 6231 nucleotides. It is a transcript of the gene Slik, whose product is annotated as serine/threonine-protein kinase 10. Bases 389 to 4612 code for a protein of 1407 amino acids. Gene Ontology annotation, biological process: protein phosphorylation. Gene Ontology annotation, molecular function: protein serine/threonine kinase activity; ATP binding. The record is from RefSeq and is a predicted model, not a curated record. Lineage: Eukaryota; Metazoa; Arthropoda; Insecta; Thysanoptera; Thripidae. The transcript has 22 exons.
CUAAACAAGCGAAGUGGCAGUGCGCCUGCGCAGUAGGCAACUGUGCGCUGAGCAUUGUAGAGCUGUCAGCGGCAGCUCAAGCAGCCAUUGAACGCCAUUCGCUGUCCUUCAUACAAAUACCUUUCUGACGUCAUUUCGUGAUUUCCAUGCGUGGUAUAACUGGCCUUGAUAUACAGUUUUGCUAUAAUUUUUCUUCUGACUGACAUCUUCAUUGCCCCUAAUGGCAUCUUCAUCAUGGUUUUCCAAGUUCCUCUUUAUGGGAGGAAGACACAGCCCAUCACUUGUCCCAAUGUUUCCCAAGUGUAAACAGAUCAAUAUCUAUUGAGCACAUUAGACUUAAUAUCACUGGCCUUAAAUGAGAAAGAAUCAGAAGAAUUGAACUAUCAGAAUGUCAUUUCUGAGUAAUCUUAAAAAGGUCCUCCACAUUGGAGGGGCCAAUGAAGCAAAGAAGAAGAAAGUUUACAACAAUAUUAAAAUGGAUUGCAACCCUGAAGAAUUCUGGGAUUUAAUCGGGGAACUAGGUGAUGGUGCCUUUGGAAAAGUCUACAAGGCUCAACAUAAACUGACUAAUUACCUUGCUGCUGCCAAAAUGUGCGCCCUGAAAGAAGAAGAUGAUUUAGAUGAUUUUCUUAUUGAAAUUGAUAUUCUCUCUGAAUGCAAGCAUCCUAAUGUUGUUGAAUUGCAUGAAGCUUUCUUCAAUGCUCGCAAGCUUUGGAUGCUUAUUGAAUACUGUGAUGGCGGUGCUCUAGACUCAAUAAUGGUUGAGCUUGAGAAGCCAUUAAAAGAACCAACCAUUGCUUUUGUCUGUCAACAGAUGUGUGAAGGUUUAAAGUUCUUGCAUAGUAAUAAAGUUAUCCACAGAGAUUUGAAGGCUGGCAAUGUUUUAUUGACUAUGGCGGGAGGAGUUAAAUUAGCUGAUUUUGGAGUUUCAACCCGUAAUAAAUACACUCUUCAAAAGCAUGACACUUUUAUUGGAACACCAUACUGGAUGGCUCCAGAAGUUGUCAUGUGUGAAACAUUCAGAGACAAUCCGUAUGAUUUCAAGGUUGACAUCUGGUCUUUAGGUAUAACUCUUAUAGAAUUUGCUCAAAUGGAACCACCAAAUCAUGAAAUGUCUCCCAUGCGAGUGUUGCUUAAAAUCCAGAAGUCUGACCCACCAAAAUUAGAGCAACCAUCCCGUUGGACAAAAGAUUUUAAUGACUUCAUUGCGAAAGCACUGACCAAGGAUCCUGUUCACAGACCAACUGCAGAAGAUUUGCUCAAGCAUCCAUUUAUUGCUGGAGAGCUUGACUCAAAGCCUGUUCGAGAUCUUCUUCUUGAGUACAAAGCUGAUGUUGUUGAGGAAGAAGUUGUGGAUGAAGAAGCAGAGGAGCAUCGCACCUCCCGGCUUCCUCUGGACCUGGACACGGGCGAAGAUGACGCUGCAUCUAUGAAGAGUGAUAACGAGUUAAAAACACCUGAAGCUGGUGGCAAGGAGGCUGAUGGUCUCAAACGAGAAUCAGACAAAACAGAAGAUCCAGGGCGUAAGAAAUUCAAACCUGAAGAACCAACGGUUGAAAAAGUUGCCCCAAACAAACCCUCUGAUGAGCGCAAACCCUCUCGUGAAAAAGGACCAGCCCCUCCUCCGCCUCAAGCUAAAGAACUGCGAUCACCAACCGAACUCUCGCCUCAACCCUCCAUAGAACCUAUAACUUCAAGUCUUAGAGACGACACUGAUGCCCAUGUACCUCCACCAAUGUCAGUUCCCCUUAAGGAAUCUAACUCAACCAAAACAGAUAGAAUGCAUGAAACCAAAACUCCUAAAGAUGCAAAGACUCUAAAGAACGAGAUACAAUCUGUAGAUUUGGUUGCUGUUGCACCUUUACCUGUUCCACACGCAACAUCCUUGCCCUCAGCUAAUCUACCCAAAGAAGGUGAUAGCCCACCAUUAAUUGAUGGUUCAGGGUUACCAUCAAACAGUGCUGUUUCACCAGUCGCAAGUGAUGUCAACAGCCCAAACAGCACCAGCACCUUAGGUGCUUCAGUACAGUUGCCAGAAGCAAACAAGUCACUAAUUACAAUCAAUACAAGACCUCAAACAGAAGACAGCAGUACUCCAUCACCUCCGGGAGGUGUUUCUCAAAUAACUGUGGUGACAACUCAUCCUCCUGUCAUCUUACCUCCAAUUGACUCACAAAAUUCUCCUCAUCUUAGACCAACACAUCAAGAAAGCAAAGUAUCCAGCAGGCAAAAUGAUAAGAAUGCAAAACGACGGUCAGUGGUUUCUGAUGGUAAAAGCAACAACAAGGCCCCAACUACAAGACCUCACUCUGUUGCUUAUGAUCAUGACCGCUCCUCUCGUGAAACUAAAGGAAUUGUGAAGAGUGAUGAGAAGCUAGAGGAUGAAGUUCAUACUCCGAAAUCUGAGGUAGUAAUCAUUGCUAACAAAACCAACAAGACAAGAAUCAAUGAAUCACUUCUUGCUGAGGAUUGCUUUGAUUCGUUGGAGUACCCACCACAGGACGAUGUCAUUCACAAUACCUCUGCUAUUGGUGGUCAGCGUCUAGAUGAGAGUGAAGUGUUUAUUGCCAAUUCUAGUAUUGUUGCUAAUGACAGUGGCCUUGCAGAUGGGGGUAGGCAUGACACAAGUCAUGUCUCAGUUGUCCAUGUUGGUGAAGAAUUCAGGGAUUCAGGUUCAGGUGACGAUUUGACAUCUGAUGGCAGUACAUCGAUUGUGGUGGAUGGAUCAACUGUGCAUCCUACUGAUGUAGGCUCUCAAGAGAAUGUCAGAUCUACUCCUCAACCAUUGCCACCACAAUCUGUCAAGAAGAUGAAUGGUCAAGCUAGCGGGAUAACAUCACCCCAUGAAAAUGGGGAAGUUUUAAUUGUUGUGAACAAAAUUUCCAAUGCUGCCAGAAAGGAAAAGGAUAAUCAAGCUCCAGAUUCCAAGUCAACUCCUUUGCAGGAGAAGAGGCCUUCUCCAGACAGGACCCCAGGCACGACUACAAGAUCAAGUUUACAUUCAGACAAUGGGUCAAUACGAAGUAGUGGGGGUUUGCCAUCAGUCGGUAGAUCUGUUGACCGUUCUGAUGCGGAGAGUGUUUCUACUACAAUAAGUCAGGAUAGCAGGGGCAGCAACAAAGAGAACCGUCUUGGAGGUUCUCCUGCCGACCAAGAUGAAGAAGUUGUAUUGAGAAGGAAGCCGGACUAUGGUGGUAGGGACGUAAAUCGUGCAUCUCGUAGUAAAGAGGAUAUCAUACUUCACAAUUUAAAGAAGAAAACCCGUAAGAGGACCAGGAAGUUUGAAAUUGAUGGUGUCGUUGUUACUACCACUACUAGUCGUGUUAUUUAUGGUGAUGAUGAAGAUGGAGGAGGUAUUUAUGAUGAUCAUAUUUUGAGGAAGCAGGAACUUCGAGAGUUAAAGAUGCUCCAAAAACAAGAGCAGAAGCAAUUCCAGGACCUAUCUUUUAAGGCUCAGUUUGCUAAAGACAACCAAGAGAAGAAAAUUGGGCAAGAACGUGAUAGUUUAUGUAGAGCAUAUGACCAAGAUUUAGAUGGAUUAAUUCGUCAACAAAAGCAAACUGUUGAAAAGAUUGAAACUCAACAGGAUAGUGAACUUCGAGCUGCGUCAAAGAAAAUACGUGCUGAACAGGAAAGAGAGUUAAAAGAGUUCCGUGAAAGUCAAAAACAGGAGUUGAGACUUCUGAAACAAGAGGUGGACCUUAUGCCAAAGGAUAAGAGAAAGAGUACAUUCAAGGCCCGCAAAGAAAAGUUGGAGGCUGAACAUGAAGAAAGAGAAAAGGCAUUCUUGGAAAAGUUAAAUGAAAAUCACGAAGGCUCAUUACGGAGACUUAGUGAUGCUCAUAGAGAUCGCAUAGCACUAACAGAAAGACAAUAUCUUCAACAAAAACAGCAGCUUAUGCGAGCUCGUGAAGCUGCAAUUUGGGAAAUGGAAGAGCGCCAUAUUCAUGAUAAGCAACAGUUAGUCAAAAAACAAUUAAAAGACAUAUUCUUUUUGCAAAGGCACCAAAUGUUAUGCAGACAUGAUAAGGAACUUGAACAAAUCAAAAGAAUGAACAUAAGGAAGGAGGAGGAACUGUUAAAACGUCAAACAGUUGAAAAGAGGGCUCUUCCCAAAAGAAUUCGUAAUGAGAUGAAAGCCCGUGAAAUGAUGUUCCGUGAGUCUGUUCGUAUUAAUUCACAUUCACAUUCCGACCCUGAUGAAGAACGAGAAAGACUGAAAAAGUUUCAAGAAAAUGAGAAGAAGCGCUAUCGAGCUGAACAAUCUCGAUUUGAACUGAAACACAAGCGACAGUUGGAAGAACUACGUGCUACAUCUGAUGCCACUAUUAAGGAGUUGGAACAGCUUCAAAAUGAAAAACGAAAAAUGCUUUUGGAACAUGAGACAAUGAAGCUCAAAGAGCAGGAAGAGGCAUACAUGAGAGAACUGAAGGAAUGGAAAGCCCACCUGAAACCACGUAAACAGAAACUAGAGGAGCAAUUUGCCUUGCAACUAGAAGAGCAAGAGCACAUGUUUGGACCUUCCCAGCCUCUUCCAUCUGAUCUGUCUGACCUUGGACAUCACAUGGGCUCAACUCGGAGCAGUAUAUCAUCAGUCUCUGGUGAAGGCUAAUGUUAUGAUCAUACUAAUAUGGUUUCCAAUGAAAAGAAAACCCCAUGUGUGGGGGAAGUAUUACCCAUCAAUCCAUAUAUUUGAAUAUUGUGUUCAUAUUGGUUUUAACAAGAGAUUCUACUGUCUGAAGUUCUUACUUUAAACCGCUCUCAAGUUUGAAACCAUGAUGCUCAAGCUGUGCUGUUGAAGGGUCUCAAGAACUACUGAUACCAGAAGUCUGUGUCCUGAACUGCCUUAAGCCUCAAGCACUGUAGGUGGCCUCUGUCUUAUUUAUAUGGUGCGGUUCUCUGGAAUGCUAGUCCCAAUUUACUGUAUUACUACUUAGGAGUCUAUGGUCAGGUGUCCUUCCCUCUGUAAGAGUCCCUGGGUUCCCCCCCUCCCCAACUGACUUGGAAAAAUGACUGACAUUAUGUGCCACAAUGGAAUGAACCCCACGCUGUGUAGCUUUAUAGUCUGCUAUUUUGGCAUGUUUGUCUUGCCAAUCUUUAAUGCUAUUGGUCGUUAACUUCAAUAUAUUCAAGUGAUUGUCAAAUUAAUUAUUGUGACAGUUUUCAUUUCCUUGAGCUGAUGGUGAUCGCAUUUAAUUAACCCUUCCUUAUUGUGUGCCAAAUUUGUAUGUUUUUAAGAGAUUUAUUUUGACAGCUGAAGUUAAUUAUGUCGUACAUUGCUGUUGAAAAAGUAUGUAUAGAGAAACCAGAAGUGAUAUGUAUUGGUGGCUGUUGAAGACUGAGUUUUCAAUUAUGUAUAAACAAUAGAAGGUGAUGCACUGUGUGAUAUUGAGAGUGGGAAGCUAAUCCAGUUGUUUGGAAAUUUAUGUAAGUGAAAUGUCACUCCCCACUUACUUCACAAAACGAUCAAUUACAAUUUUGAAUUUUAUCAUCCGUACUAAACAAUUCCAACCAUGAUUCUUUGUAGAUGUUGUGUUAUUUGCAGAUCGAGCUGUUAAUUAAAAUUCAAUGGGUUGAGCUCCCGUAUCAUCUGUAAUUUUUAACUGAAUUAGCUUCAAGGUUCAGUAUUAUGCCUUGGAUGAGCUGUGUUGAAAGCAUUCUAUUGUUAACACUUUUUAUUUAUAUCAUCUAUCCAUUCAUGUAUAGAACAUCACAAUUUGUGAUCCUUGUAUAUACCUGUAGGUACCACAGCCUGUAAAUCUGUUGCUUGAUUAAUUAUUAUGACAUAUAUAUUUUUUUCAUGUGAAAUUAGUUAUGGAUAUCUUUUAUAUGUUUAAAAUAAUGUUGGUCUCUAAAGUUUUAAAGGUGUAUAUUUUUAGUCAAAUCCUUAUUGUAUAUACCUCUUCUUACCUAGUGCCCUGGUCAUGUUUCACUUGGUUCUUAUAGCAAACCUACACUUUUAAAAAGAACUGUUUUUCUUCCAUGGCAUGUCUUUUACAUUGUCUAUUGAGGAAUGAAAUUGUUAUGCUAUGAUAGACAUAGCAAUAAAUGUAAUUUGCUUUCUUACAUGGGAGAGAAAGAGCAGAAUGUAGAGUAGAUGUAGGUUGUUGUUUUGAUAGGCAUACUAUGUUAUGGAAGGAGAACAAAAUUUUUGCUUGUAUUGCUUCAUAAUGUACAUAUUUAUUGUACUCUAAUUUUGUAAUGUAUUUCAUAAAAUCAGGUACAUUAUUA